AAGGAAAGCCAGGUAGUAUCUAACAACCAAUGACACGACCGAGUUCUUGACAUCUCUUUUUUGAACCUCCUACGUGUCAGCUGGGGAAGAAAAGGUGGGAUUUUCACCAUGAAUGGCCCUACCAAGGCAAAACUGAAGCCUAAGCCUCUAAUAAGAGGACAAUCCAUGCCUGCGUUCAAACUGAACGAGGUCAUCGCAGAGGCCAGUGAUGAACAACUGCAACAACAACACCGUCAGCCAGUGGCCAAAUCUUCUACUGAAGACUCGAAAGCAACGAAUUCACCACAGUUGAAGAGAACCUCGAAGCCCAAGCCGCUACUGAGAGUUGAAUCGUCACCAAAUUUUAAACUGUCGGGGGAGAAAACCGAAGAAAAGAGCAAGCAGAUGCCAAAGCCCAAACCGCUACUGAGAGUUGAAUCAGUACCAAUUUUCAACCUAACCGGAGAAAAGAACGAAGAAAAGAGCAAGAAAAUGCCACCAAAACCGAAGCCUCUUUUGAGAGGGCAGUCUCUGCCUAUUUUCAACCUGACGGGGGAUAAAACUGCAGAAAUGGCCAAACAGAGACGAUUUGUUUCGGAAUCGACUUCAACGCUUCGCAUGUCGGGGUCAUCUGUUGAGUUCAAGAAGCAAGAAAUUACUGACAAGCCAAUAGGACAAAAUGGAGUGUUUCGUCAGUACCUGCGAGGCCGCCCCAUCACCAUGUUCGCGCCCUCCGAUUCAGCAGACCAAGGCGCCAAAAAGGAGUCGACUCUGCCAACUGAAAUGCUACGUGCAGAAUGGGUAUACGGCUACCGUGGCCGUGACUGUGCCGAUAACCUACACGAGCUCGCUAGCGGUGAGAUCAUCUACAACAUCGCGUCAGUCGCGGUGCUGUACGACCCUAGAGCCGGCACACAGAGACACUACCUGGGGCACAACUCCAGUAUACAAUGUCUGGCGGUCCAUCCCGCGGGUGUCCUGGUGACGAGCGGACAGGUAAUGGGGGUCAACCGGAGAGAACAGAUCUCUGUAUACGAAAAGUUUGACGGAUUCUAUGGAACUCCUGAUCCCAACUGGUACAAGCCUCAUGUUAGAGUGUGGGACUCCAAAACCUUACAGACAUUGGCUGUGAUUGGCGGAGGAAAGCUACAAUUUGGAGUUUGCGCAGUGUCUUUUUCGGUCUCGGAUGGUGGCGACCGAGUUCUGGCAGUUGACGACUCGCCGGGAAAAAUUAUGACAGUUUGGGACUGGAAAAAUGGACAUUUACUCUGUGAAGCAGUGGCCACACGAGACCUGUUGGAGACGGCCGCCUUCCACCCGAUGGACAGCGACAUGAUGGUAACGGCCGGAAAGAACCAUCUCGGCUUCUGGACUAUCAAGAAAAUAACGGCAGGAUCCAGCAGCAAGGCUUUCCUAACCAUGAAGAAAGGACUGUUUGCGGAGCAUCAGGCCAAGUUUGUUCAUUGCUUGGACUUCGGCGAUAAUGGUGACGUCAUAACCGGGGAUUCCAAGGGAAGCAUUUUGGUAUGGAAGAAAGGGUGUAACAGAAUCAGCCAUGCCAACCCGGCUGCCCAUAAAGGCGGGAUCAUGGCGAUGCGUGUGACGUCAGAGGGUACCCUGGUCACGGGAGGGGGGAAGGACAGGCGCGUGGUGUUGUGGGAUAGGUCUUACACCAGAUCGCUACGGGAGUGUAAGCUCGACAAAUCGCUAGGUGGCGUGAGGUCUAUCUGUACGGCAGACAAAUGUCAGAUGUUCUCUGGGAACGGUCUGUUUCUUGGCACUCUCUCUAACGCGCUCUGCCAUUGGACAUUGGAUCUGGAGACGGUAGAAUCCGUAUCUAAAGGCCAUGCGGAUGAGUUGUGGGGCCUUGCAGCCCACCCUAGGAAACCCCAGUUCGUGACAUGUGACUACAGCGGGCUGGUGGUACUGUGGGAGAGUAAAACACACCGGCCGGUAUGGAGAACUCAGAUCAAGUUCGCGGCCCAGUCUGCCCAGUUUCAUCCUACUGAAGAAAUUCUUCUGAUCGGAACAACUGCUGGAAGGUGGUACUGUAUUGACGCCUCCUCUGCCGCAAUUAUUGAAGAAAACCAGGCUGGUGAAGACAAGAAACAGCUGGACUGCCUGCGAUUCUCGCCAGAUGGCGCUAUCCUGGCGAUUGGGUCACACGACAACCACAUCUACAUGUACAACGUGGAAAACCACGGGAAAAGUUACAAGAAAACAACUAGGUAUGAAACUUUAUGUCCUUGA
Branchiostoma floridae (Florida lancelet) is the source of this 2229-nucleotide messenger RNA. Its product is annotated as echinoderm microtubule-associated protein-like 2. Gene Ontology annotation, biological process: microtubule cytoskeleton organization. Gene Ontology annotation, molecular function: microtubule binding. The record is from RefSeq and is a predicted model, not a curated record. The coding region runs from base 109 to 2229 and encodes 706 amino acids. Lineage: Eukaryota; Metazoa; Chordata; Leptocardii; Amphioxiformes; Branchiostomatidae. The transcript is spliced from 14 exons. Gene Ontology annotation, cellular component: mitotic spindle.